AUGUCCCCGGUGCCCGGGAUCGCCUUUGGGUGCCCGGACCCCUUCGCUCUGCGGAUCCGCUGCCAGCCCGAGGAGGAGGAGGAGGAUCCCCGGAAAAGGUCGGGACCACCCUCGGGAAAGAUUGGGGACCCCCGGGAAAGGCUGGGACCCCUGGAAAGGGCUGGGAACCCCUCGGGAAAGAUUGGGGACCCCCGGGAAGGGCUGGGGGACCUCGGGAAGGGUCGGGACCCCCCUGGGAAGGGCUGGGACCCCCAUCCCCGGAAAAGGUCGGGACCACCCUCGGGAAAGAUUGGGGACCCCCGGGAAAGGCUGGGACCCCUGGAAAGGGCUGGGAACCCCUCGGGAAAGAUUGGGGACCCCCGGGAAGGGCUGGGGGACCUCGGGAAGGGUCGGGACCCCCCUGGGAAGGGCUGGGACCCCCAUCCCCGGAAAAGGUCGGGACCACCCUCGGGAAAGAUUGGGGACCCCCGGGAAAGGCUGGGACCCCUGGAAAGGGCUGGGAUCCCCUCGGGAAAGAUCGGGGACCCCCGGGAAGGGUUUGAACCCCCCUUGGGAAUGGCUGGGACCCCCCAGGAAGAGCUGGCGACCCCCGGAAAGGGUCGGGAGCCCCCCGGGAAGGGCUGGGCUGAGCCGGGACCCCCCGAAAUUGGGGGGGGCCCCCCCCUGACUCCCCCUCUUCCCCCCGCAGUGGACGCAGGGCACAGAGCUGUGAUCUUUGACCGCUUCCGAGGGGUGCAGGACGUGGUGGUGGGGGAAGGGACCCAUUUCCUGAUCCCCUGGGUGCAGAAACCCAUCAUCUUCGACUGCCGCUCGCGGCCCCGCAACGUCCCCGUCAUCACCGGCAGCAAAGACCUGCAGAACGUGAACAUCACGCUGCGGAUCCUGUUCCGGCCGGUGACGGCGCAGCUGCCGCGCAUCUUCACCAGCAUCGGCGAGGACUACGACGAGCGCGUGCUGCCCUCCAUCACCACCGAGAUCCUCAAGUCCGUGGUGGCGCGCUUUGACGCGGGCGAGCUGAUCACGCAGCGCGAGUUGGUGUCCAGGCAGGUCAGCGAGGACCUGACCGAGCGAGCGGCCACCUUCGGCCUCAUCCUGGACGACGUGUCCCUGACCCACCUGACGUUCGGCAAGGAGUUCACGGAGGCGGUGGAGAUGAAGCAGGUGGCGCAGCAGGAGGCGGAGCGCGCCCGCUUCAUCGUGGAGAAGGCAGAGCAGCAGAAGAAGGCAGCGGUGAUCUCGGCCGAGGGCGACUCCAAGGCGGCGGAGCUGAUCGCCAACUCGCUGGCCACGGCGGGCGACGGGCUGAUCGAGCUGCGCAAGCUGGAGGCGGCCGAGGACAUCGCCUACCAACUGUCGCGCUCCCGCAACAUCACCUACCUGCCCUCGGGCCAGUCCGUGCUGCUGCAGCUGCCCCAGUGACACGGCAGCGCAGGGACGGGGAAACAG
Ficedula albicollis (Collared flycatcher) is the source of this 1446-nucleotide messenger RNA. RefSeq names its product prohibitin (gene PHB1). The record is from RefSeq and is a predicted model, not a curated record. Gene Ontology annotation, cellular component: mitochondrion; membrane. The transcript is spliced from 9 exons. NCBI's taxonomy places the organism in Eukaryota, Metazoa, Chordata, Aves, Passeriformes, Muscicapidae. Gene Ontology annotation, biological process: mitochondrion organization. The coding region runs from base 1 to 1419 and encodes 472 amino acids.